Colletotrichum graminicola M1.001 is the source of this 1518-nucleotide messenger RNA. RefSeq lists its product as uncharacterized. The record is from RefSeq and is a predicted model, not a curated record. NCBI's taxonomy places the organism in Eukaryota, Fungi, Ascomycota, Sordariomycetes, Glomerellales, Glomerellaceae. Bases 1 to 1518 code for a protein of 505 amino acids. The transcript has 3 exons.
AUGGCCGCCAGCGACAGUCGACAAUCGAUCCUCGACUGGCUCAUGUUGAUUGAACCCCGCCCUUGUUCGACCGACAACAUCACCACCAUUGCCGACGGCCACGCCCCGGCCUUGUCGUCGUCGUCGCCGCCUGGCGUAUAUCCCUGCAAGCGUCCGCGAUAUCAUUUCUACAGAGAUACCUAUCAGAACAACUGUUCUCUGCCCGACUUGUCGCCACCCCAGUUCCUCCUGUCUCCGUCCAUCUCUUCAGGUAGCUGCGCUACGUCUAAACGCAACACAGACGUGCAGCAGCGUCCUUAUCGAGCCAGGCAAGACCGGGACACUCCACCCAACUUGAUGGAGGCCUUUAGCAACACACCCAAGGGUACAAGGAAGCGGCGACUUCGGGAUGACACCAAUGACGACGACGUGUUUGGGGGAGAUGACUUGCUGGAUGGUCUUGGGGUAUCUUGCGAGUCGGAUAUGGUCACACCAAAGGCAAAGCUUGCUUCGCGCGCAAGCUUGUCUUCUGCUUCUCUACAGUCUGGUAGCACCAACAAGUCGGGCAAUCAGUCUCCCACCAAGCAGCUCAAGGGCGCUGCACUGGACCAAACCGGCUUUGUUGUCAAGAGCUUCCUCGAUACGUCCGUCCCCUUGCCGACCUCGCUCUCGCAAUUGAAACAGGAUUUGGACAAGAUCAGACACGGUAUCGACCUGCUGCCGGCUCAAUAUCGCAACGAGCUCUGUCAUCUCAUCUAUCCUAACGAACGAUCCUCGAUCCCUCCCCACGCCUUUCGUAGCGACACCGUACCCUUGGCCGCCGGCACCGAUGACUGGCGUAUCCCAUCCCUUACCUGGGUCAACAAGACGGUCAAGGAUGCCGCAAAGUGCGAGACACUCCUUGAGGCUGAGGCUGCCUGGAAUAACAAGGUCCAUGACCGGAUACUCUCCUGGCUUUUCCGUGCCGAUGAUGCUGAAGAACUGCUGGACUAUGCCUACUGUCCCUCGUCUCAGAUUCUCAAAAGCUUCAAGCCUUUGUCAGCCCCUUCCAAAAUGAUCGACUAUUGCUUCAUCGUACGACCUGACUGCGAUACCCAAGACUACAGCGGGCUUGUGGAUGCCGUCCGCGACCGCCGCCACGGCAGGUCCAUCAAUCACACGGAUCUGGGCGAGCUGGACCGGAGCCCGAUAGCACUCUCGAUUGAGACCAAGCGUUCCCGAGAGGAGUGGGACAAGGCCACCCUGCAGCUCGGCACGUGGCUCUCGGCCCAGUGGAGGAGCCUUGACGACCUUGGGUGGAAGCCGACGUCAGCGAUCCAGUUUCUCCCGGGCAUCAUCGUUCAGGGCCAUUACUGGCAUUUCGUGGGCGCUCUGCGUCGCGAGUCGCAGGUGACCCUGCUGAGCGACGUCUACAUUGGCGGCACUGCGGAUCACUACGGCGUCUACCAGAUUGUUACUUCCCUCCAGGUCCUCGCGCGCUGGUCUCGUGAGGUAUUCUGGCAGGCCUUCAAAACAGAACUCCUUGCCUCUGGGGCAUAA